This is a messenger RNA of Podospora anserina S mat+, 2892 nucleotides long. RefSeq lists its product as uncharacterized. Bases 1 to 2892 code for a protein of 963 amino acids. Lineage: Eukaryota; Fungi; Ascomycota; Sordariomycetes; Sordariales; Podosporaceae. The transcript has 3 exons. The record is from RefSeq and is a predicted model, not a curated record. Gene Ontology annotation, cellular component: cytoplasm. Gene Ontology annotation, molecular function: metal ion binding; glycerophospholipase activity.
AUGGCUUCCACGCCGGCCCCAAAUACUGCUGUCGAAAAGAAGGUUGAGAAGUCAUAUCUUGCUUCCGCCGUCGACUCGAUCAAUCCCUGGGCUGGACCUCGCAGUGCAACACCCACGCCGAAAGAUCCUCAGCCAGCCCUCGGCCCCCCCAUUACCGUCGACCAUAUAUUGAAUCCCUUUUAUGGCCAAAGCUUCAAACGAUAUCCACCAGACUGUCCCCCGCCCAAUAUACAGUGGUUCCAUGCUGUUGACGUGAGUGUUUCUUUGGAAAGUGUUGAAAGAUUCAAACUAAUUUUGAGCAUUGGCUUUAGGUGCCAAAACGCAAGCCCAAGAGAAAAAGACACAGACAGUAGCGGAUCCAAAACAAGAGUGCCCGUAAACGAAGACUUUUUGUUCGAUGUGGAUAUUGAAGAGCGGGAACUUGCGCCCAUUUACUGGGAGGGUCCCGUGUACGAGGUGCGGCGCGGAAGUUGGUUCUAUCAAGAGGGCUCCACGCUCCGGCCUUGUGAGGAGAAUCUGGCUGCUCAGCUUGAGGAGGGAUAUCUCAAGGUCAAGCCAUGGCGAUACCCGAAGGCACCCUCGAACCCGUCGACGAAGGGACCAACACCCAAGGAUUCCUCGGAGAACUUGAAGAUUGUCGAUGAAUCCCAGGCCAAAACCAGCGCAAAGACUGCAGCCAGUGUACCCCAACAUCAACCGCAGACCUAUCGGUUGUUCGGUAGUUAUAUGAACAGCGUGGCAACGUAUCAGGAUUCUAAUACAGCGUGGUUGUCCUCUGAUGGGAUGUUGUCGUGGGUUACAUCGACAAUGUACGAAAGGUUUGCAGGUGGUGGAUACAUGAGUGGUGUGAAACUAGUGCGAGGGUACACUGAGGCGAAGAAGGUCAAGGAAAAGGAUGAGAAGCGGCCAGUGACACCAGCGGGAACAAAAUCAACAUCCAACGAGAAGGGCGAUGAGACACCAAAGGCCCUCAAGAGGCGAUCUGCACCGCCCACGAGCGUGCGGCCCAGUCUGGAUGAGGGUGCAGACAUGGAGCCCGACAAUCCUCAGAACUCUUUAUCUCGCCAACUGUCCAAUUUGAUGGAGCGGGCAGAGGACCCAGAAGCUGAAGCCGAGGCUAUCAGGGUGCGAGAAGAGAAGGAGAUGAUGGGUGAUUACAAUACCAACGCCGGUGAGAACCAAGGCCGUGAUAUCGAGCACCUGGUGUUGGUGACACACGGCAUCGGGCAGUUGCUAUCUCGCAGGAUGGACAGCAUCAACUUUGUUCACGAUGUGAAUAUUCUUCGCAAGAAUUUCAAGAAUGUGUACUCUGUAUCCGCAGAUUUACGGGCACUCAAUUCUGAGAUUGGGGAAAGCGGACCAGGUAACUGUCGAGUUCAGGUGCUGCCUGUGGUCUGGCGCCACCGUCUCGACUUUCCCAAGCGCAAGCCAAAAAGAGGAGAACACGAUCUCGCCGAGGCAUUUGACGAGGAGGACGAGUACCCGUCUCUGGAGGAUAUCACCAUUGAAGGCCUCGCUUUCGCCCGUUCCCUUAUUUCUGACCUCGCCCUCGACGUGCUUCUCUACCAGAGCGCCUACCGGGAGCAAAUCGCCGACAUUGUUGUCAAGGAAUCCAACCACAUCUACAAGACCUUCAAGGAACGCAACCCAGAGUUCAAGGGCAAAGUCCACAUUGUGGGGCAUUCCCUCGGCUCAGCCAUCAUGUUUGACAUUCUCUGCCGACAAAAGGAAAGGGCACCUGCCGCUUCGCUGCCGCGAAACCCUUUGAGAAUCUGGCCUGCUGCCUCUUCGGAAGAUAGAUUCGAACCAAAGGAGAGCAAAGAUCUGGCUUUCGACUUUGACGUGGCGGACUUUUAUUGUCUAGGGUCACCGAUCGGAUUGUUCCAGAUGCUCAAGGGGAGGACAAUUUCCGCUAGGAAUCUGCCCAAUGCUGUCCCGUCGGAGAGCCCGCUGAAUCCGGAUUACAUGGAGGAUCCCUUUUUGUCUGCACCGGCGUAUUCGUAUGCCAGCGAUCAACACCUCUCUCCUAUUACUGGCCACCCGUUCAGUGUCUCCUCUCCCAAAGUCUCUCAGUUGUUCAACAUUUUCCACCCGUCGGAUCCGAUCGCGUACCGACUUGAACCGUUGAUAUCCCAGGCCAUGUCUACUCUCAAGCCGCAGGCAUUGCCCUAUACAAAAAAGACCAUCUUUGGGAGUGUAGCCCCUCAAGGGCUGACGGGCUUGGGGGCAAAGGUUGGGCAGAGCGUGACGGGGUUGUGGAGCAGUUUCUCUGCUGGGAUCGCGAGCAGCUUGCUGAAUCGGAGUUUGGGGCUGACGCAGGAGGAUGUGAAUAAUAUCAAUGCUUCGCAUCAUCGGGAGAGGGAGUUGAGUCUCAGUCCGGUUGGGUCGCCAGGUAGUGGUGCGGGGAAGGAGAAGCAGCUUGGGGCGGCGGAGGGAGGGGGCAACAGUAAGAUGGAGGAUCAUGUGGAAAAAAGCGAGAAGACGGCGGAGAGGCAGAUGGCGAUUGCGGCGGUUACGGGGGGAGGGAAGGAUGGGGGGGCGUUGAUUGAUGAGGAGUUGGAGACGUUGUUUAGUCGGUUUCAGAAGAGUAGGGUUGAGAGGGCGGAUGGUGGUGGGGGGGAGAAGGGCGAUGGGAAUGGGGGGGAUGUGCUGACGAAGGAGAGGUGGUUGGAGGAAGAGAGGAGGGCGCAGAGGAUGAGGAGGGAGGAGGGGAAGAUUAGGGGGUUGAAUAGGAAUGGGAGGGUGGAUUAUUGUAUUCAGGAGAGUGUGCUUGACUUUAACCCGAUGAACACGAUUGCGUCGCAUAUGAGUUAUUGGGCGGAUGAGGAUGUGGCUCAUUUUGUCCUUUCGCAGCUGUUGCAGGGGGAGAGGGUGAGGACGCCGAGGGUGUGA